GACCACACAACCGACAGUGGAUGCUGAGCGGGCUGGAAGAAGACGCGGGCUAAGGGAGCGCAUACCGAGCCAGCUGAGCGCCAUGGAGCUUGGGAGCGUCAUCCCCCGCACUUCCACCACCACGCCUGGCCCCCGUCCGAGGCCUUCGCGCGAAGCACAAAUAGCGCCCAAGUUCCCCGGAUUCUCGCCCUCUUCUCUCUUGGUCCAGCUCUCGUCCAAACCCAUACAUAGCCUCAGCGUAGCCUGCGCCGCACCGAGAUCCCUCCUCCCCACCGCCUGGUCGCGCCAUUGUUGAAUUGCUCUUACUCUCUAGCUCCGCUCCUCUUGCGCGGCUAGCUAUAUAAUCUCGCACGCCCACUCCAACCGCCCGCCCCACGAGCUCUUUCCCACCCCAAAACCUCCCCUCUCCUCCUCGUCCUCCUCUUUUUCCCCUUCACACGCCCAGCGGCCGCCAUGUCUGACGGUCCGGUCAAGCCCCCGACGGCGCCCGUCGUCGCAGAGGCCCACCAAGUCGACACCUUCCACGUUCCCCAGGCCCUGUUCAAGAAGCACCCCAGCAAGCCGCAUCUCGAUGGCCUCGACCACUACAAGCAGCUGUACAAGGAGUCGAUUGAGCAGCCGAACAAGUUCUGGGGCGAGAGGGCGCGCGAGCUGCUGUCGUGGGAAAAGGAUUUCCAGACGGUGCACGCGGGCAGCUUCAUAAACGGCGACAACGCCUGGUUCCUCGAGGGCCGCCUCAAUGCCUCGUACAACUGCGUCGACCGCCACGCCCUCGCCACCCCCGACAAGCCUGCCAUCAUCUACGAGGCCGACGAGUACAAUGAGGGUCGCACCAUCACCUACUCGGAGCUUCUGCGCGAGGUCUGCAAGCUGGCCUACGUCCUCAAGCAGAUGGGCGUCCAGAAGGGCGACACGGUCGCUCUCUACCUCCCCAUGAUUCCCGAGGCCGUCAUCGCCUUCCUGGCUUGCUCGCGUAUCGGCGCCGUUCACUCGGUCAUCUUCGCCGGUUUCUCCUCCGACUCGUUGCGCGACCGCAUCGUCGACGCCAAGUCCAAGGUCAUCAUCACCACCGACGAGGGCCGCCGUGGCGGCAAGGUCAUUGGCACCAAGAAGAUUGUCGACGAGGCGCUGAAGCAGUGCCCCGACGUCACCCACUGCCUGGUCUACAAGCGCACCGGUUCAGAAGUCCCCUGGACGCCUGACAGGGAUUGGUGGUGGCACGAGGAGGUCGACAAGUACCCCAGCUACAUUGCUCCCGAGUCGAUGAACUCGGAAGACCCCCUGUUCCUCCUCUACACCUCCGGUUCGACCGGCAAGCCCAAGGGUGUCAUGCAUUCGACGGCUGGCUACCUCCUCGGCGCCGCGAUGACCGGCAAGUACGUCUUCGACAUUCACGACAGCGACACCUUCUUCUGCGGUGGUGAUGUUGGCUGGAUUACGGGACACACGUACGUCGUGUACGCGCCACUGCUGCUCGGUGUCGCGACCGUCGUCUUCGAGGGUACCCCUGCGUAUCCCGACUUCUCUCGUUACUGGGAUGUCGUCGAAAAGUACAACGUCACGCAGUUCUACGUCGCGCCCACCGCCCUGCGGUUACUCAAGCGCGCCGGCGACCAGCACGUGAAACACAACAUGAAGAACCUGCGGGUGUUGGGCUCCGUCGGCGAGCCUAUCGCGUCUGAGGUGUGGAAGUGGUACUUUGAGGUUGUCGGUAAGGAGGAGGCGCACAUUGUCGACACUUACUGGCAGACCGAGACCGGCUCCCACGUCAUUACCCCUCUGGGCGGUAUCACCCCCACCAAGCCCGGCAGCGCAUCCCUGCCCUUCUUCGGCAUUGAGCCUGCCAUCAUCGACCCCGUCUCCGGCGACGAGAUUCACGGUAACGACGUCGAGGGUGUCCUUGCCUUCAAGCAGCCCUGGCCCAGCAUGGCCCGCACUGUUUGGGGCGCGCACAAGAGGUACAUGGACACGUACCUCAACGUCUACAAGGGCUACUACUUCACCGGCGACGGUGCGGGUCGUGACCACGAGGGUUACUACUGGAUCCGCGGCCGUGUUGACGACGUUGUUAACGUCUCUGGCCACAGGUUGUCGACGGCAGAGAUUGAGGCCGCCCUCAUCGAGCAUCACAUUGUGGCUGAAGCGGCCGUGGUCGGCAUCAACGACGAGCUGACCGGGCAGGCAGUGAAUGCCUUCGUAUCGAUCAAGAAUGGCAACGAGGUGACGGAACAGACCAAGAAGGAUCUCAUCCUUCAGGUCCGGAAAUCAAUUGGCCCGUUUGCCGCCCCCAAGGCGAUAUUCGUGGUGCCGGACCUGCCCAAGACGCGGUCGGGGAAGAUUAUGCGGCGUGUGCUGCGCAAGAUUCUGGCGGGCGAGGAAGACCAGCUCGGCGACACCUCAACGUUGUCGGAUCCGUCGAUCGUCGAGAAGAUUAUCAACACGGUGCACGAUGCGAAGAAGAAAUAGAGGCGUGGUAAUGGGAGCGGGGGCCGCGCGUCGCUGGACGCGGGGGAUAUAGCGCAUGAUGGCGUCGUUGGAUAUACCUAUUUCUGAUCUGCUUUGGGGUCACCAUGAGUAGCUACAUACAAUGCAAGCGAUGAUUUCAAGUACGGG
Aplosporella prunicola CBS 121167 is the source of this 2613-nucleotide messenger RNA. RefSeq lists its product as uncharacterized. The coding region runs from base 454 to 2466 and encodes 670 amino acids. Gene Ontology annotation, molecular function: AMP binding; acetyl-CoA synthetase activity. The transcript is spliced from 4 exons. NCBI's taxonomy places the organism in Eukaryota, Fungi, Ascomycota, Dothideomycetes, Botryosphaeriales, Aplosporellaceae. The record is from RefSeq and is a predicted model, not a curated record. Gene Ontology annotation, cellular component: cytosol.